AAGUAUGCUCAUCCGUUACACAAAAUUGUCCCCGUAAAAAAAUAGCGAUGGCAGAUACCUGUGCUAUAAAGAAUCACCUUUCUUAACCAAAUAGGGGAAAACCUUCAUUGAAUGGAUCUAAUGAAUUGAAUUACGUAUACUCCUUAGAAUAAUAUACAUACAAACAGUCAUGGUUAUGGGAAAGAAGAUCCGGAUAAAUGUGAAGUCUGACCGAGAACCGGUGGAUCCAUUAUCAUCUUCAUCAUCUUCAUCAUUAUCUACUUUACAGGACCAGAGAUCUAAGCACACCAAUCCAAGAUCACGUUCUCGAUCACGAUCACGAUCACGAUCUCAAUCUCAAUCAGGUUCAAGAUCGAAGUCUAGAUCAAGACUGCCAAAUAGUGUUAGUACUGUUGAACCCAGCGUAGAACCUUCUCAAUCACAUUAUAGAGAUAGAUCAAGUGAUCGAUCGUUUGAUAAGCUUCAGAAGUCUAAAUUAUACAAGAAUGAUCAUACAUCAUCACAAGAUAUACCGUUACUGAAUACUUCAUAUAACAAUGUCAUAAAUAAUCCUGAACAUCAAGAAGAACAGGAUUUAAGGGGUAGAAGAAGACUGCGAGAAAUUAAUAAUUCAGAAACUAUAAAUGAACAACCACAAAGUGAUGAAAUAGAAGAGGAUGACAAUAUGAUUAGUUUAAUGGGGUUCAGAGGUUUUGGAUCUACUAAGGGUAAGCAUGUCAAUGGUACCAAAGGUGGAGCUAUAAAGAAAGAUAAGAAGACAGAGUAUCGGCAAUAUAUGAAUAGAACAAAAGGCUUUAAUCGUCCCUUGUCGCCUGGAAGGUGAGAAUUGUAAUAUACAUAUAUAUAUUUAUAUAUAUUAUUGUUAUUAUUAAAUACGAUCAUUUAAUAUCUAUAAAU
Messenger RNA from Scheffersomyces amazonensis, 897 nucleotides. RefSeq names its product SNUT3/LISCH7 family protein. The record is from RefSeq and is a predicted model, not a curated record. Gene Ontology annotation, cellular component: precatalytic spliceosome. Lineage: Eukaryota; Fungi; Ascomycota; Pichiomycetes; Serinales; Debaryomycetaceae. The transcript has a single exon. The coding region runs from base 170 to 823 and encodes 217 amino acids. Gene Ontology annotation, biological process: RNA splicing.